AUGAUGUCUGAGGGCCUGUCAGCCUCAUACAGAGCACUGCUCUACUAUUUCCAGGCUACCCAGCUGCACUCGUAUUGCAGUGGUGACAAUGGGAACAAGUCACGGAGAGUGGUUUUGCUUCCCCCGAUCCUCGAGUCAGCAAGAUCUUCUGAUGGGGCUCCUGGCAGUGCUGCAGACUCUCAGAAUGUGGAUUUCCAAGAGGCCCCAGAGAUGAGGUCAAGAUCAGGCAGCAGAAGUGAAGAGAAGACUUUUAAAUCUCGAGAGGUCCAGACUUUGGAACCCAUUUUGCCUGCUCUCCAGCAUCGCGUUGCUCGUGACGUGAAGUCUGCCAGACGUUUGCGUGAACCUGUGGCCCCAUUGCCAAACCUCCCACCCAGACAGGCCAAGGAGACAAGCCACCGUGUGAGGGCUCGCCUUCUGAGUGUCGAUGACUUCAAGAUCAGCAAUGAAAAGAUCCGCGUUGUCUUGUACGAGUCAGCUUGGAUGAAAAUAGACCAACAGCAAAUGAGAGAGAGGAAGAUUGUGCUUAGGGAGAGGGAGGAAGAGACAGAAAAGUCCUUGCGGCUCCCUGCACUGAACAUUGACCCCGGGGAUGCAGCCAACAAAGGCUUUGGCCCACCGCCUGUCAGUGGGACAGUUCCCGGCAUGAGCAAUACAUGCAAAGAGAGCGCUGGUACUGCCUUGAGGAAGCGGUUCAACAGGCCCUCACUUCCCAGCGUCCCUGUCAUCAACAAGGACAGCAGAGUCCCACGCAAGCCCUCAGUGAACUCACUGCCGCCCAUUGCUCUGGACUCCUCCAAGGCGGGAGAUGAGCCAGAGCGCAGGGACGCCCAGGAAGCCAAACCCGACCCUAACCCACAGCAGGCGCUGCUCAACGCGCUCACAUGGCUCAGCAGCGGUGACUGGGAGGAGAAAGUGAAGGGACUCAUCAGCAUCAGACGCCUGGCUAUCUCCCACUCAGAAGUCCUUCUUUCUACACUUCAUGAUGUUUCCUUGGUAGUUAUCAAAGAGGUGAACAAUCUCCGCUCAAAGGUGUGUUGCUGUGCAAUCAACACUCUUGGAGAGCCCUUCAGGACCAUGAAGAAGGACAUGGACAAUGAAGUGGAUGAGAUUGCUCAGGUCUUGCUGCGGAAGAUGGGGGACUCCAGCGACUUCAUUCAGACAGCAGCCAAUCAGUCCCUAGGGCUCAUGGUGGGGAGUGUGACUCCUGCACGAGCAAUGGCUGCUCUCAUGGCCAGUGGAGUCCAACACCGCAAUGUCCUGGUGCGCAAGACUGCGGCCGAACACCUCCUGACUGCGAUGGAGCGAAUUGGAGCCAAGAAGCUCCUUUCAGGCAUACCUACCAGUACUGAGGUGCUGGUGUGCAUGCUGGUGAAUCUUGCUCUGGACUGUCAUCAGGACACAAGAUGUUAUGGACGGAAGAUGCUGAAUUUAUUGAUGAGUCAUCCAAAAUUUGAUAGUUAUUUGAAAAAGUCUGUCCCCUCACGUGACUUGGAAGCUGUUAUGGCAAUGAUUAAGCAGAAAGGGACAGAAGACCAUCAAUGUGAACCUCCAUCUGCCAAGGAGCACAAGAAGUCUAAGAAAAAUGGCUUGAUGAUGCCCCAGGACAACUUGCCUUCUAAUGGAGGGUCUGUCUCUGAUGUACCCAUGCCACCCUCUCAGACAGCCUGUCAGAAGGCCCGUCAGACAGUCCGUCAGACAGCCCGUCGCCCAUCACAGGAAGAGACUGAACAGCGCCAGGAGCUUUGCAAGCUCCUGACAGCUGAGGACUUUCAGACAAGAAUGGAGGGAGUGAUGCUCCUCCUAGAUCACUGCAAAAACAACCCCCAGCUCAUCUCCACUAACAUUUCCCAGAUUUUUGAUGUUUUUGUCCUGAGACUUUAGGAUUGCAACAAGAAAGUGAACCAGCGGGCACUGGAGGCACUGGCUUCAAUGACAGCCAUACUCGGAGAUGCCUUGUACCCAGUCCUGACCUCUCUGGUAGUAGCAGUCACUGAGAACCUGAACUCAAAGCACUUGGGGAUUUAUGCUGCAGCUGUGAAUGUGCUGAAAGCAUGCAUAGAUCACCUAGAUAACACAUUGCUGCUGCAAAUCUUGGCCAGCCGAGUGCAUUACCUCAGCGGCAAAGCUCUGCUGGAUGUCAUAGAAUGUCUCUCAGUGCUUGUGGCCACUGUUUAUCCCCGGAAACCUCAAACCGUCCACCGCCAUGUCCUGCCCACGCUCUGGUUCUUUUUGGGAAACAAGGCCCUGCCUGUCCGAAGCGGCGGUGUCAGGGCUGUGCUCACCAAGCUUGCAAAGAGCCUUGACGAAGUGAUGGGCCCCGGCCUGAAGGAGUACGCCACCAGCCAGCCUCAGCAUGUGACAAGAAGCCUCUGGGACCUCUUGAACCUUGUGAAGGCUUGAUGUGCUCCAGGAAACAGACGCAGGGGUGUGGAGUGAGCGGGACAGCUGGAGGCAAAGGUGGAUGUGGUGGUGGCAUUCGUUUUAUUCUGUGUGUUUGAAGAAGAGGAUUUACCCAAUAGAGUUUAUGGUUACAGAUUUACUUAGUAUAUUUUGAUGCAGGUUUAAAAAAAACAAAAAAACCCUUAAAAAAUAAAAUAUUUUUUAAAAACUUAAAAAAAAUUAAAAAUAUUUAAAAAAAUUUAAAGUUAUUUUAAAAUAAAAAAUAUUUUUAAAAAGUAUUUUCCUAAAGUUUUAUAUCUUGACCUCGUGUUCCCUAAGAAGUUUGCAUGGAUACCAAAAAAAUAAAACCUGUGUGUAAAUGCAAUUUGAACUGUAAAAAGGAAAAUAAUAUAUUUAUAUACAUAGAAAGUAAGAGAUGUGCACAUACAUAUAUUUUUACUUACAAAGUAAGAGAUGGGCUUUGGAGGCAUUAGCGCUACAGGAAGAGAUGGUUUGAUUUGGGAAGCAUAGAAUGAGAAGCCAGGACCUGCCUGCCCAGAAGGUACGUGGUGUGGUUAUGGGAGGAUGUGCAGCUCACUGUAUGUGCCAGUGUACGCAGUGGGGGCCGAGCUGCCAGGCAGCCCCUUCACAAGUCUCUGGCAGCUGCUGGUGCAAUGGCCUGAGAUGUCCAGGUCAGGCUCACAGCCCCAGUCCCAUGACAGCAGGAACCUCACCAGCUGCACUGAAAUUUUCUUCCCGAUUCAGGGGAUGCGUCCUGCCUGUGGUCCCCUGUGCACCACAUGCAAUGGACUGAUGUGGCGAGGUGACGGGUGCCAUCCGACUGCCACCCAGCACCCUGGGGCACCCCUGGGGAGGGGCAGGAGAGCGGCUUGGGGCAGGGGGCUGUGACGCCUUGCACAUGGGGUGCUGGGUGGGCAGUGAGUGGGCUGAGGGUAUCCUACAGGAGCUGGGCAGAGGUAAGCUGUGGGCAGGCAUUGUGGGACAAGGCGUAUUUUUUUUAAACUAUAUAGAUUUUCUAAACGUCUUUCCGUCUUUUGAGACGUGAAGGAUUUGCCUUCUAUGCAGACCAGUGAAGCACUUCUGAACCUGAGAUUCAGGAAAGAGUGAGGAGGGGAUGUGCCAGUCCUUCACCAUAUACAGAUUUGGAAGCACAAGGGGGAGGAGUGAUGAGAGAAGAGGGGAAGGGCUGAAAGCAGCAGAUGUUGGUGCAUCUGUGUAGUCAGACAUGAAAACAAAGCAGCCUGAUCUACGUUCAUAUGAUCUUCCAUAUACUGUCAGGGUUUUGAAAGAAAGAAGAAGUUUUGGGGAGAAGAAAAAACAGGAAAAGAAGGUUAAAAGCGCCUUGAUAGGUUCUUGACAGGUACAAGGACCUUGUAGGAAGCUGGGAGGUCAAAGAAUACUCCAGGGAGAUCUGACCAUUCCAGGAGUUUUACGGCCUUAUGUUUAUGUGCUGCAUUGUUCGGUAUGUCUAAAGCUAUGCAGGACUCUAACUUGCCAGAUAAAAUGGUUGCACUGUGCCACCUCUUAAGGAAUCGUUUUAGUACAGUAUUAAAGUGGCAAAACUAUUUAGUAGACUCUUCCAAAAUGUUUUGUGCUGCUGUUUUGUUUUUGAACUCCCAACUCUUGGUGGCAGGGAGCACUCAGGAACUCAUCUCUACGAAGUCUUGCCAUGCGAUCUAGGCCAGGGACCUGGCUCUGAAGCACCAGUGUUUCUGCAGAUCCUGCAGUGGAAGCCACAGACCUUGCAGAUCUCAUAUAUAAGUGGAACCUCUUGUGUUCCAGCUGGUACCCAUUGCUCCUUGUUGUUUAAAUUGCAGAUCUGGAACUAUGUCACUUCAUUAAGCACCUGCAGUUUGCUACUGCCCGAGAUCUAUUUCAACAGGCUGCUUUUCUGCCUUUUGUUUUUAAUUAAGCAGUUGGCAUCUCUAGGGGGCCUCCUGGUUUUGCUUCCUCUACCUCAAAAGUGAUUCUUGCUGUUCUCCUCCUCUGCAGAUCUCUCCCUCUGGAGCCCCAUAAGUGCUCCCUGCACAGGCUGCUUUUGCUGGGUCCUUUAGUUGUACUUUCUCUUUGGCUAUGCUUGGGCCCUUGGGAACGUGGGGGGAACCUUCUGCACUUGGGGGAAAAAAGCUUUUGUGCGCAUGAUAUGAGGCCUCUAGAGCGUGUUUUCAUGCAUUUAGUUGUAGCACUUGCAAAGUCGGUUUGAAACGUAACCCAUGUAACUGGUUUCUUAACUCUGUUGGCCUUGAGUGGUGCUUUCACGCAUACUGCUCCCCACAGUUGGUGAGAAUAAAGCAUUGCCUGCCAGUACCUAUUCUGUCUAGGUGUUUCAUUGUUUUAACUCCCCAGCUGAGGCAGUCUCCCUGUAAGAGGAGCAGUCCUACAACAGUGAGAUCAAAUUUAGCUGACAAUGUCUGGUGACAAGCAGAGGGUUUAAUGGGUGAAGGUUA
Messenger RNA from Columba livia (rock pigeon), 4850 nucleotides. RefSeq names its product TOG array regulator of axonemal microtubules protein 2-like. Gene Ontology annotation, cellular component: cilium; cytoplasmic microtubule. Gene Ontology annotation, biological process: microtubule cytoskeleton organization. NCBI's taxonomy places the organism in Eukaryota, Metazoa, Chordata, Aves, Columbiformes, Columbidae. Gene Ontology annotation, molecular function: microtubule binding. The transcript is spliced from 16 exons. The record is from RefSeq and is a predicted model, not a curated record.